Molecule: messenger RNA, 1232 nt
Organism: Salmo salar (Atlantic salmon)
Lineage: Eukaryota; Metazoa; Chordata; Actinopteri; Salmoniformes; Salmonidae
Source: RefSeq, a predicted model, not a curated record
UUACACUCGCACCCCAUCAUGUACUGUUUCUGAAGCUCGUAUAUAAACAACGCAGAAUGACCGAAACAGCAGAUUAGGUAGUCAUUUCUGUUUAUUCUUUACCAAGCUCUUGAAUUUCGGAUGCUAGUAUAAAAAGCGCUAGCUACACCUCUGUCCCAACAGAGAAGCCCCAGAAGACUACGGAGCAGAUCUGGCAGCGGCAGUCGAUCUCGCGACUCCAGUCCAGUCUUUGGUCCCAUGCCCAAGGCCCCCAAAAAUGAAGAAGAGCAUAAACUUCCUCGAAUAUCCGUGAUAGAAAGAGAAAUGCCAAAAGGUUUCGUACGGAAAACUCCCGCCAGAGGUACAGCAAUCAGCGAGGUGGCGGCAGGAAUGAUGCUCAACGCCAGAAACAAAACGCCUUCAUCUCGAGGCGGCUACAAGAGAGGGAGAGAAUUGGUGAACUUGGAUCACCUGAGGUCUGGGGCUAUUCACCAAGAGUAAUGGCGCUAGAUUCUGAUGACCAUUCACCAGUUGAAGAGGAUGUGAAAAACAGAUGCUCAGAUUCAAGCUCAUCAGGUCAAAGAAGUCCAAGAAGAAGAAGACUAUGAAGAACCGCAAGCAGUCAGCGAGCGGGGAUCUGUGGGUGGAGAGGACCUGCAUCGACGAACACAUGGUGGGCCCAGAGGCCCCACUCACCCACCUGUCCCAGGGCGACAAGCCUCUCGAUUUUGGUCAUGCCCUGCUGCCAGGUGAGGGUGCCGCUAUGGCAGACUAUGUGAAAGCAGGCAAGCGUAUUCCAAGAAGAGGUGAAAUCAGGUUGACUAGUGACGAAAUCGCAACCUUUGAGAUGUCUGGCUUCGUGAUGAGCAGUAGCAGACAUCGUCGUAUGGAGGCUGUGUGUCUGAGAAAGGAUCUACAGUGUGGAUGAUCUACAGUGUGGAUGAAAAGAGAGCCUUGGCAUCCUUCAACCAGGAGGAAAGAGGGAGAGCAAAAUCCUCUCCAGCUUCAGAGAAAUGGUGUACAGGAAAACUAAAGGCAAAGAGGACAAAUUAGCCUUUUCGUUCCUCCCCUUUCGGGAACUUUCAGCUUCGGAUAACUUUUUCUCCCAACAUUAUCUUUCGUUGUGUUUAUUUUCUCAUCGUUUCAUGAUUUGAGAAUGUUAUUUUUUUCCUCUUUGUAUUGGGAAUUAGGCUUAUAUUACUUAUAUUUUAAAGCAUCUCUGACACAGUGGACUAUUUUGUUUAUUUAGAAAG